This is a messenger RNA of Trichomycterus rosablanca, 4840 nucleotides long. RefSeq names its product nidogen 2a (osteonidogen) (gene nid2a). Gene Ontology annotation, molecular function: calcium ion binding. Gene Ontology annotation, cellular component: basement membrane. Lineage: Eukaryota; Metazoa; Chordata; Actinopteri; Siluriformes; Trichomycteridae. The record is from RefSeq and is a predicted model, not a curated record. The transcript is spliced from 23 exons. Gene Ontology annotation, biological process: cell-matrix adhesion. Bases 1 to 4452 code for a protein of 1483 amino acids.
AUGUGGAACAAACCUGUGCUGCUGUUAUUACAGCUCUGCUCCAUAGUGUCCGAGCUCCAGGCCAUAGAGAGGUCAGAACUCUUCCCUUAUGGAACCCUGAAUGGAGACCAGACCCUGCAGGAGGGAGAUGAUGAGACGUCCAAGGUGAUGGCACUGACCAAACCCAUGCGCUUCUUCGAGACCAGCUUCACCAACUUAUACGUGGCCACCAAUGGCAUCAUCUCGCUGCAGGACCUCCCCAUGGAAAAGCAGUACGUGGACGACGGCUUUCCCACCGAGUUCCCGGUCAUCGCGCCCUUCCUCGCCGACAUCGACACCAGUAACGGACGAGGCGCCAUCUACUACCGGCAGACCGAGUCUCCCGGCGUGCUGAACCGCAUCGCCGACGUGGUCCGGAGAGGGUUCGCGGGGACGCAGUUCACCCCGACGCGCGCCAUCAUCACCACCUGGGAGAACGUGGGGGCCUACGAGGAGGCCACGCGCCACGCCGAAUCACCCGCACGGGUGAACACGUUCCAGGCGGUGGUGGGCUACGACGAGGAGAACACCUACGCCCUCUUCCUCUACCCGGCGGACGGGCUGCAUUUUUUCGGCGCCCGCCCCAAAGAGACCUUCAACGUGGAGAUCGAGCUGCCGGCCCGAGUCGGAUUCGCCCGGGGGGAGGUCUACAACCUGUUCUUCUUACGGACCGAGGGGCCGCACUUCAGCCUCACCAGCAACGAGCAGUCCGUCAAGAACCUGUACCAGACGGGUAACACCGGAAUUCCCGGCGUUUGGCUCUUCCACGUCGGAAGCGUGCAUCCCCUCGAGAACGUAGUUCCGGCCGCGGCCCCGGGCUUCGUACCCACCCCCCGCCGCCCCAGAAAGCAAGAAGCGUUCCGGGCCACGCCCGAGUACCCUGAGGGAGAGUACGAGCCGGACGAGGACGCAUUCGACGACGAGCAGGAGUACAACAUCGACCCCGACUUCCAGAACCCGGACGCCCCGGAGAUCCCCGAACACACCGGUCAGGAUCCGCCAGCCGACCUGGACGAGGUCACUCCGCGUCCUGAAGCUCCUACCCACCGCCCUGCUCCGGCGGGGCCCGACGACCGCCCUGAAACCGGGAGGGUUUACUCCGAGGACAUAGUCCAGCGUCAGCUUCCUGCUCCGGAACACACCCUUCUGGAGGCGUAUCCCGUCCUCCCGGACGCCGAAGUGGUCAGCGUGGACGAAGACGUGGACGUCCAGUCCGGAGUGAUUCACUACUCCACCGAGAACAAGGAGACGUGUGAACGUUUUCAGCAGACCUGCAGCCAGAACGCCUACUGCGCCGAUUACCCAUCAGGCUACUGCUGCCACUGCAGCCCCGGCUUCUACGGAAACGGACGCCACUGCCUUCCGGAUGGUGCCCCUCAGCGGGUGAACGGGAAGGUUAACGGGGUCGUGACGGUGGGCUCCACCCCGGUAGGACUGGACAACAUUGACCUUCACGCCUACAUCGUGGUGGGCGACGGGCGAGCGUACACGGCCAUCAGCGAGGUCCCGGAGACCCUGGGUCGGGCUCUGAUGCCCGCCACGCCCAUCGGGGGGCUUUUCGGGUGGCUCUUCGCCCUGAGGCUGCCCGACAGCCAUAACGGCUUCAACGUCACCGGUGCCGAGUUCAUCCGACACGCCGACGUGACCUUUUACCCCGGCAACCAGCGCCUCAGCAUCGUCCAGACCGCCAAAGGUCUGGACGGCCAGAACUACCUGAGCGUGGACACCCGUCUGGAGGGCAGCGUGCCGUUCGUGCCCCUUGGUGCCAGCGUCCAGAUGGACCCCUUCUCGGAGAUCUACCACUACUAUCCAUCACUGAUCACGUCCAGCUCGGUGCGCGAGUUCACCGUGGUGUCGGCCGAGAGCGGAGCGGAGAAGUUCACCUUCCAGCUGAGGCAGAACAUCACGUACAGGGACUGCAGGCACGCGGCGCAGGGCGUGGCCGAGACGCUGCAGCUCAACGUGGAGCGCACCUUCGCCAUGUACGUCAAGGAGGAGCGCGUCCUCAGAUACGCCAUCACCAACAAGAUCGGCCACGAAGGAGGUCACAUCCCAGACCCGGAGCAGAACCCCUGUUACUCAGGAAACCACGACUGUGAUACCACAGCUCAGUGUGUGCCAGGGGAACAGCAGGAGUUUACCUGUGUCUGUGCCACCGGCUUCACCGGAGACGGGCGCAACUGCUACGAUGUGGACGAGUGCGCUGAAGGUCUGAGCUCCUGCGGUUCUCACUCCCAGUGCGUCAAUCUACCCGGGAGUCACAGCUGCCAGUGCCAGAGCGGCUACGAGUUCGUGCACGACGCCCGCACCUGUACAGAUAUUGACGAGUGCAGGACCAGUCCGUGCCACCCUCACGCCUCCUGCUCCAACACUCAGGGCUCGUUCCACUGCACAUGCCAGCCUGGGUUUCACGGCGACGGUUUCCAGUGCCACCACCAUCACGAGCGUCCGAAGAGUCGGUGCGAGCAUCACCGGGACAGCAUCCAGGGCGGAGGAGACGGCGCGCCUGUGGUCGGAGCCUUCGUCCCUCAGUGUGACGACGAGGGUCAGUACCGGCCCCUGCAGUGCCACGCCUCCACCGGACACUGCUGGUGUGUGGACGGCACGGGGCAGGAGAGAGUGGGAACCCGUACCCCGCCUGGUACCCCGCCUACCAACUGCGACGCUCCAGAGGAACGUCCUCGGACUCAGUGCGAGCAGCACCGGGACGGCGUGCAGGGCGGAGCCGGGGGCGUAGGAGCCUUCGUCCCUCAGUGUGACGACGAGGGUCAGUACCGGCCCCUGCAGUGCCACGGCUCCACCGGACACUGCUGGUGUGUGGACACCAGGGGGCAGGAGAGAGCGGGCACCCGUACCCCGUCUGGGACCCCGCCUACCGACUGCGACGCUCCAGAACGUCCUCGGACUCAGUGCGAGCAGCACCGGGACGACGUGCAGGGCGGAGCCGGCGGCGUAGGCGCAUUCGUCCCUCAGUGUGACGACGAGGGUCAGUACCGGCCCCUGCAGUGCCACGGCUCCACCGGACACUGCUGGUGUGUGGACACCAGGGGGCAGGAGAGAGUGGGCACCCGUACCCCGUCUGGUACCCCGCCUACCGACUGCGACGCUCCAGAACGUCCCCGGACUCAGUGCGAGCAGCACAGGGACGGCGUGCGGGGCGGAGCCGACGGUUUGCCCUUGGUAGGAGCUUUCGUCCCUCAGUGCGACGACGAUGGUCAGUACCGGCCUCUGCAGUGCCACGGCUCCACCGGACACUGCUGGUGUGUGGACACCAGGGGGCAGGAGAGAACGGGCACCCGUACCCCGUCUGGGACCCCGCCUACCAACUGCGACGCUCCAGUGGUGCCGGUGCCCACGCAGCGCCCGGAGACGGUGUGCGAGCGCUGGCACGCCAGUCUGAUGGAGCAUUACGGAGGGCGACCGGGUCCGGAACACUACCUCCCUCAGUGCGACUCUUCGGGAGAGUUCACCCCGGUGCAGUGCUACGGAGACACCAGUUACUGCUGGUGCGUGGACAAGGACGGGCGAGAGAUUCCCGGGACUCGAUCACACGACGUCAAACCGGCCUGCGUACCCUCCGUGGCCCCGCCCGUCGUGCAUCCACAGCCACGCCCGGACGUGACCCCGCCUCCAUCCGGCACCUCCCUGCUGUACGCUCAGGGCCAGCAGAUCGGAGCGCUCCCGCUCGACGGCACUCGCAUGGACAAGGAGAAAUCUAAAGUUCUCCUCGCGCUGCACGGCUCCAUCGUGGUGGGGAUCGAUUACGACUGCAGAGAGAAGAAGGUUUACUGGACCGAUCUGGCUGGAAGGACCAUCAGCAGGGCCGCCAUGGAGACGGGAGCAGAAGCGGAGAUCCUCAUCAGCACCGGUCUGGUGAGUCCGGAGGGUCUGGCCAUAGACGUCACACGCAGGAGGAUGUACUGGGUGGACAGCACGCCCGAUAAGAUCGAAACCGCCCGACUGGACGGGAGUGACCGGCGCGUCCUGUUCGACACGGACCUGGUGAAUCCCAGAGCCAUCAUAGUGGACUCACAGUCGGGAACUCUUUACUGGACCGACUGGAACCGCGAGGCUCCUAAGAUCGAGAGCUCCACCGUGGACGGGCACAACAGGAGGGUGCUGGUGCGGGACGGCAUCGGGCUCCCCAACGCCCUGACCUUCGACCCCACGACGCGCCGUAUCUGCUGGGCCGAUGCAGGAACGAAGCGUCUGGAGUGUGUCGACCCCGACGGCUCGAACCGGCGACAGAUCCACGCCAACCUGAACUACCCGUUCAGCAUGGUCCUCCACUCCAACCACUUCUACUACACCGACUGGAGGAGGGACGGUGUGAUCAGUGUAAGUCGAGACUCGAGCCAGUUCACAGACGAAUAUCUGCCUGAUCAGCGUUCACAUCUGUACGGCAUCACUGUCGCCUCGUCCAGAUGUUUAUAAGGGAGGCCGUGACGACGGAGCCGGCGGUACAUGGUGCUAUUUUUUCGGGGAGGUUUCUGUGUGGUUUAAUCCCGGAGCGGGCGCUGUGUGGGGGGUCACCGGCGCCUCCGGACGCGGCCCUGAGGAGCGGCGAGUCCUCCUGCGCUCCGGAUCUGUACAUUUGUUCUAUACCUCAUUUCUCUCUACUGUAAGUUUGUGUGUUUUUAGGAGCCGAAGACGCGGUGGCGCGGCGUUAGCGAAGCCAAAGCGCUAAUGACAAUCAAACGCUCCAGACUGCGUUUAAACAUAGCCAGUGUUUUUAAUCACCAGUUCUUUUUGUAAUCGUUUUUUAAUCUUUUGUAAAAUGUGAUAUUUAUAACAAUAAAAUGUGAUUCACUGUUUCACUUCA